AUGACAGAUACUGUAUUUAAAUACAUGAAAGUACAAAACAGACCUUAUAGUGUCAAUGAUGUAGUAUCCAAUCUACACAAUGAAUAUGGUAAAACAUCUGUACAGAAAGCUAUAGAAAAGCUGGUAGCAGAAGGAAAGAUAUUUGAAAAAGUCUAUGGAAAACAAAAGGUUUAUUGUGUAGUUCAAGAUUCAAAUUUAGACGUUGAAGAAUUGAUGAGGAUAGAUAAAGAAUUACAGGCACAUGCCAAUGAAGUUGAGAGUAAAUAUCAGGAAUUGGACAAAGAGAUUAAACUUCAGGAAGCUUUAUUAAUAUCCAUAAAAUCUAGCAUCACAGUUGAAGAAGCACAAAAGAAAAAAGCUGAACUUGAAGAAAAUAUUAGGAUAUUGACAAACAAACUGGAUAAUUUGAUGGAAUCAAGUGGUAUUGAAGAUAUGAGUGAAUCUAAAAGGAAAGCAGAGAAAGCAAUAAAUGAGUAUUCACGGGAAUAUGUGAAACGAAAACGUUUGUGUACUGAAAUUAUAGAUUGUAUAUUGGAAAACUAUCCUGGUAGUAAGACUGAUUUAUAUAAAGAGAUAGGUAUAGAACCAAAAAUUGUUCAAUAA
Molecule: messenger RNA, 603 nt
Organism: Dufourea novaeangliae
Lineage: Eukaryota; Metazoa; Arthropoda; Insecta; Hymenoptera; Halictidae
Product: homologous-pairing protein 2 homolog
Exons: 2
Coding region: 1-603 (200 amino acids)
Biological process (GO): meiotic joint molecule formation; meiotic strand invasion involved in reciprocal meiotic recombination; homologous chromosome pairing at meiosis
Cellular component (GO): DNA recombinase auxiliary factor complex; condensed nuclear chromosome
Molecular function (GO): recombinase activator activity; double-stranded DNA binding
Source: RefSeq, a predicted model, not a curated record